Messenger RNA from Paracoccidioides brasiliensis Pb18, 1683 nucleotides. RefSeq lists its product as uncharacterized. The transcript is spliced from 5 exons. Gene Ontology annotation, biological process: peptidyl-arginine methylation. Gene Ontology annotation, molecular function: protein-arginine N-methyltransferase activity. The record is from RefSeq and is a predicted model, not a curated record. Gene Ontology annotation, cellular component: nucleus. Bases 1 to 1683 code for a protein of 560 amino acids.
AUGGCUUCUCUUCCCCAAACUCCACGCGCUCUCUCCGAAGAUAACCAUGUGGACAGUGACAGCGAUUCAUCCAUCACUGAUCCCCUCGACCUAUCCAAGGAUGAAGGAUGGGAAGAUCUCGAGCUCGACGAGGAAUCUGAGCCUGUAAUCAGCUUGUUUAAUGAUAAGGUCUUCCCAGAUGCUCGAUCGAUGCUCCAUGACUGCAAAGAAAAUUUCCACUUGGACUUUUUAAGGGUUCAGAAGGACCUUGACCUAGAUUUCCUGGGCACCAUUCGUCUUGUCAACUAUAUUCGUUCCGAAGUCAAGGCGGGAAAUUUAACACCCGAUGUAUCCUCUGCGUCCUUAUUCGAUGAUGAGCGAUACUUGAGGCCUGUGCUGGAGGGCGAUGCUCUUCUAUACAGCUUAGAUGAUUUAUCUGAGGAAUUGAGUCCCGGUCAAGAUGUGGGAGGAGACGAUGGCGGGGUGAAACAGGCAGAUACGAAAGAUCCGACGGUUCGGAUUCGAGAACUAGAGGAAGAGCUGGAGCGUAUGCGAGGAGAUAUUGAGGAGUAUAAGGCGAUCGUUAAGCGGACUUUGGAUAAGGAAUUAAGCAGCGCCACUGCAAGUGCAGAUGGGAAAACAGAAACUUCAGAGUCUGGCAGAUUUCAGCAAGCAGAGUCUGGCUACUUCACCUCCUACUCGUAUAAUGAUAUACAUGAAUCCAUGCUCAAAGAUUCCGUCCGCACGGAUGCUUAUCGGGAUUUUAUAUAUGACAACAAAGGUCUUUUUAAGGACAAGGUUGUGCUUGAUGUUGGGUGUGGAACGGGUAUUUUAUCAAUGUUUUGCGCCAAAGCAGGGGCGAAAAUGGUGAUUGCAGUUGACAACUCUGAUAUCAUCGACCGGGCUCGUGAAAUCGUCUAUGACAAUGGAUUCGGAGACGUGAUCAAAUGCAUCCGCGGUAAAAUUGAAGAAGUGCAACUCCCCGUCCCACAAGUCGACAUCAUUGUCUCGGAAUGGAUGGGAUAUUGCCUCCUCUUCGAAGCCAUGUUCGACUCCGUAAUCUGGGCCAGAGAUCGCUACCUUGCGCCGGACGGCCUGAUGGUUCCCUCCCAUGCCACACUCCAAAUAGCACCCCUAGCCGGUCCAGACCUGAUUGACCCGCACAUCACCUUCUGGAACUCAGUCUACGGUUUCAAAAUGUCCAGCAUGUUGUUGGGUAUAUACGAUGAGGCCCUGAUCCAUUGUAUCUCGAAGCCGGAAGACACCAUCGUCGCCAAGGCAUCGCCAUUCUUGCAACUGCCUCUACAUAACAUAACCAUCGACGAGCUGACGUUUGUCAAGGAGUUUGAAGUGGCGCUCAAUACGGACAUUGAUGCGCUGGACGGCUGGGCUGUGUGGUUUGAUAUGUUCUUUAUGCCGUCGAGGACGUCCAAGGUGGCUAAGGAUGCUGUGCCAGGGGAUAUGAAGAAGGAAGGGUUUGUCGCUUUCUCGACAAGCCCGUUUGAUCCGGAGACUCAUUGGCAACAAGGGUUGUUUCUGAUUAACAGGAAGAAAAAGCCCGCCAAGCCGUUAAAGAAGGGACAGGUUAUUAAGGGACAUAUAGAGUAUAGGAAGAAGGAAGAUAAGUCACGCUCUUUGGAUAUUAAGAUUAAUUGGGAUAUUGAGGAUGUGGAAAGUGGGCGACAGGAGUGGUCGUUGCAGUAA